CAGCAAUUACAUAAUACUCAGUGGAAAUUAUGGCUUUACCUGAGGGAUUAGCUGGUAAAAUGAAGACUUUUCAGGCAAUAAAUGAUCUGCCCGUUCACCUGAAAGGUGGACCAGCCGAUAAAGUUCUAUUUGGCAUUACUGCAGCUCUGUGUGGUGUGGGUUUAGUGAGCAUCGUGCACAUGAUCUACACAAUGGGUUUCUCUAAAAAGAAGGCAUAAAAAAAUGACAUGUUGUAGCCUUAUUAACUUUAGUAGUUUGAUAAUGCAAUAAAAGUAACCAAAUCAUGAUGCAAU
Molecule: messenger RNA, 293 nt
Organism: Drosophila innubila
Lineage: Eukaryota; Metazoa; Arthropoda; Insecta; Diptera; Drosophilidae
Gene: COX7AL2
Product: cytochrome c oxidase subunit 7A1, mitochondrial
Exons: 2
Coding region: 30-218 (62 amino acids)
Biological process (GO): mitochondrial respirasome assembly; mitochondrial electron transport, cytochrome c to oxygen; regulation of oxidative phosphorylation
Source: RefSeq, a predicted model, not a curated record